Molecule: messenger RNA, 2600 nt
Organism: Peromyscus eremicus (cactus mouse)
Lineage: Eukaryota; Metazoa; Chordata; Mammalia; Rodentia; Cricetidae
Gene: Eif4h
Product: eukaryotic translation initiation factor 4H
Exons: 7
Coding region: 208-954 (248 amino acids)
Molecular function (GO): RNA binding
Source: RefSeq, a predicted model, not a curated record
CCACGUGGGCCGCAGAGCGCGCCGGGGCCAGCAGCCGGCCCCGUCGGCCCAAGGCCGGGCGCGGCGGCGCGCGCAUGCGUGCGUGCGAUUUGCGAUCAGGCAGCGCGGCGGACAGCCCCGGGAGCGGGGCGGGAGGGGGGAGGAGGAGUUAUAUUGCGGGGUCCUUCCUCGCUGGCCCGCUGGUUCCUCAAGGAGCGGAGACGGCAAAUGGCGGACUUCGAUACCUACGACGAUCGGGCCUACAGCAGCUUCGGCGGCGGUAGAGGGUCCCGCGGCAGUGCUGGUGGCCAUGGGUCCCGAAGCCAGAAGGAGCUGCCCACAGAGCCCCCCUACACAGCUUACGUAGGAAAUCUCCCUUUUAACACAGUUCAGGGUGACAUAGAUGCUAUCUUUAAGGAUCUCAGCAUACGGAGUGUGCGGCUAGUCAGAGACAAAGACACCGACAAAUUUAAAGGGUUCUGCUAUGUAGAAUUUGAUGAGGUGGAUUCCCUGAAGGAAGCUCUGACAUACGACGGUGCACUCUUGGGUGACCGGUCACUUCGUGUGGACAUUGCAGAGGGCAGAAAACAAGAUAAAGGUGGCUUUGGAUUCAGGAAAGGCGGACCCGAUGACAGAGGAAUGGGUGGCUCUCGAGAAUCUAGAGGUGGAUGGGAUUCCCGGGAUGACUUCAACUCUGGCUACAGGGAUGACUUCUUAGGGGGUAGGGGGGGCAGUCGCCCCGGGGACCGGCGAGCAGGCCCUCCAAUGGGGAGUCGCUUUCGAGAUGGCCCUCCCCUGCGCGGCUCCAACAUGGACUUCAGAGAACCCACAGAAGAGGAACGAGCACAGAGACCACGGCUGCAGCUCAAGCCUCGGACAGUGGCAACACCCCUCAACCAAGUAGCCAACCCCAACUCAGCCAUCUUCGGGGGAGCCAGGCCCAGAGAGGAAGUGGUUCAGAAGGAGCAAGAAUGAGCUUAGGUUGGGAGGGAAUGGGGCAUGGGGGAGCUGGAGCAAGACCACAGCCCAGCCUGGUGGCGGCCGGUCGCCCUGCAGGCCCCAUUCCCGCCUGGCACUGUCCUCCUUACAGCGGAAACACAGAGCUUGUGAGUGCAUGUCAGCUGUUAACAAGUGGUUUCUAGUACAUUCUUGGCUUUGCUAUAUCUAUCUAGUGCCUGUUUUGUGCUUUCUUUCUGUUUUCUUUCUCCUCCCUCUCACUCCUGCCCUCUCCCUGCUCCUUCCCGCGCGGCGGCAUGGGUGUGCUGGUCACGUGUGGAGGUGGGCAGGCUGAGGCGCUGCUUCAGCCUUCUUUGCUUCUUUCUUUCUCUCUUUCUUUCCUUACAUGCCCUAGCCACGCUCCGGGCGUGCUGUCCUCUGCUUUUUCUCAGAGCUUCUCUCCAACCUGCAUGUCGAGUUCUGUGUUGCUGUGGCUUCUGAGAAAGAGCUGGAGCCACUCGCUAGGUGGCUGGUGGUGACUUAUUGGUAUCCAGCUGGGAUGAGCAUCAGAAAUGGAGGCACCUUGCUUUCAAAACAAGGAAACAUGCCUGCUGGUCCUGACAGGCCGCUGUUGGGGGCCUGUCACCUGCCCCAGCAGCCUGUUCAGGCACAGGAGCUCCUGUCAAGCAGUGAGGCCAGAAGGGUGCAGGGGAUCUGGACAUGCUGCACUGGUGGUGACCUGAGUGCCAGCGGCCACGUGGCUUUGCUCCUGCUCGCUCGUAAGACCAAGUGCAAGCUCAUUCCCUGCUCUUCCUGGGCCACGGAGGCCCCUUGGGGGUGCAGCCCACUGCAGCUCAAUCCGCUUCCUACAGCUGAGGCCUGUGGGAAGCAGGGGUGGUGCUGGAGCUGCAGUGGGCAGCUGUGCUUGCACUGAGUCUGCGCUCUUUCCCGUGUGUCUGUCUGCUCCGGGGCACUUCGAGGCUGCUCCCCACCACAGCUCAAGGCCUAGAGUCUGGCACUUUAUCUGAUCAGAUGCACAGCUGUUGACCCUCAGUACCUGGGUGUCUAGAAACCUCUAGGCUUGCUGCCUCUUCUGUGGGACAGACCCUACUCCCACAGGUAGUGCUGAGCACUCACUUGGGAGCAAGGCGAUCAGGGUUUGCUUUUCGCUUGAACAGCUGUGUGUGAACAAAUAGAAAAUGAUUUGGCACCAAGUCCCAUCUGUUCUGAUUGGAGCAGUUAGGGGUCAGCCAGCCACUAGAGCCUUAGGGAAAGGGGGCUGAGAGGUGCGCGGCUUGCUUAGCUAGCAGCUUCCUGCCAGCCUACCCCUUGGCUUGUGAUUGUCUUUGUCGCAAGGUCUCGGCAAUUUACAGAACUCUCACUCCUUCCCUCGCCUGCCAUCUUCUCUGCUUCUGAGAUAAGAACCAUUUGUGUAACACCAAUACCUAACUUAAGACAGACAUGCAUCGCGUGGUUGUAAUCAAAGCUGAUGCUUUCAGAUGAUCUAAUCCAUCUCCAAUGCGGAAAAGACAGAACAGGCACGUCCAUCACACUGCUGGGCGCCCAGCUGACUGUAAGAAUGGAAUUCCAAACACUUAACACAUUCAGUUCUAUGACAGAAAGUGAGUCUAUGGAUAUGGUAUUUUGUGAAUGAUCUUUUAAAUAAAAGAGAACCUUACGUAACA